Anopheles bellator is the source of this 1366-nucleotide messenger RNA. RefSeq lists its product as uncharacterized. The coding region runs from base 107 to 655 and encodes 182 amino acids. The transcript has 3 exons. Lineage: Eukaryota; Metazoa; Arthropoda; Insecta; Diptera; Culicidae. The record is from RefSeq and is a predicted model, not a curated record. Gene Ontology annotation, cellular component: secretory granule.
GCUAAGUAUUGUAAGAAGUCGAAUGAUAAAGCUUUAGAGAGUUUGAUUCCGGACGCUUUUCUGCCCGACGACAACGCGAGGGCCGCUCUAUCGACUGAUAUAGACAAUGUAUGCAGAUUUAGUGAUGAAUAGAAUCCGGCAAUUGUUCCUAACGCUGAUCGGUGUGCUUAAGCGAGCCAUGUGCUGCUUUUCACGUAGACGGAAACUAUCCCAUGGCGAGUGUGAGGUGUUGAGCUCGAUCAGCAUCGAUCGCAGCGCGCCGGGAGACGUUCGGAGUAAACACGUUUCCGAAAAAGAUUGGAACUCAUGGGACGAUGCACCGAGUACGGUUGAAGAGCACAUUGAGCGGUACCGGGAGACUCUGGCACAGCCACAGCACGUGGCGGAAUCCCCGGUAGAGGUGGAUUAUUUUCAGGAUAUGGCUCCGCAGAUCCUGCGCCAGCCUAAAAUCUGCAUCGCCGAAGAUUCUCAACCGCGUGACUUUAGCCGUCUGACGGCCAAUAUUGACAUUCCUGUGGUGAAUGAGCUAGAGGACUGGAACGAGGGCAACCAGACUGGUUGGGAUGACGCGGAUGAAUCCACCACUAAGCAAUUGAUUCGGGAAACCCGGAAGGAGUUGCGUGCCCAGCGACAGUACAGUCCAAAAAGGAUAUAGAGGAGUGGUGUUUGCCGCACCCCCCUUUUGUCGAGACAAAUCCUAGUCGUAAGGUUCCCUUGAGUUUGUUUUAAACAUUUUCGAAUCGUUUUGAUUGCACAAUCCUUACGAUUUGAUUUUUAUGUACUACAUUCGUGAUUGACGUGAGAGCUUCAAGAGCUACAUUGCGCUAAUAUCAGAUGCAUUGAUAGUGAGUGUUGAAAAUAAGAAACCACAUGGAUCAAUGAACAGGCGAACAGGCACCACAGCAUAUUCAAAUGGAAAUCGCAAUAUGCUGAUGCCAGUUCCACCAUUCCUAGUGAUGCCAUUGUAAAAGAAUUGUCUGCUUAAUUUCGUGCUAGUGUCUUUUGAGAAUGAAAUACAAAUUAAACUGCACAGUGCGAAUGCACUAUAUAGGAAUCUUCGCAAAGUAUGGUUGGUUGGCUUCAACUGGAGAGAUUUCAACACGAACUUUCCGGUCCCCUAUAUUGGGUUCUUAUAAAAAAUGAACAAGCGCAUCCAAAAGAAAUCCUCUGACAUUGUACGUCACCAAAAGAUAAUAAACGCAUGAUCGAAAAAUGAUUAUAUUUCAUGUAAGGAAGCUGUUGCCGAAACCUUGGGAUGACUCGACAUUAUCCUGCAAAGGACUUUUAGAAUAUGGGGCGACAAAAGACUGUUGAUAUAAUUUUACUGCAAAAGGCAGCGGAUCCAAACGCUAAAGCUAUGCGCGAA